AAAAAAAAAAAAAAAAAAACCAUACUUUCAAGCUGUCAUGGCUCGGUCUCUGUUUCUGCCAACAAUUCGCUCCAUUAUCAGUCACUUCUUCGCUCAAAAAACCAUCCCAUCCCUUUUACCAUCUAAACUCUCAACCUCCACCACCACCGGAAAAAACCUUUCUUUUCUCUUACCUCCCAAAACCCACAAACUCCAAGCCCCUUUGAAACCCUAUGCUGUUGUCAAUCAGAGCCCAGUCUCAAACCCCAUUUUGCUUCUCAACAAUAAAGACCAGCGCUUGCUUAGCCAAAAUGGUAUUUUGCAGAAUGACAUUUCGGGCACCACAAUUGCUGCAAUUGUCACCUCCUUAGGCGGCCCGCCUGCAGCUGUUGGGAUUGUUCGAUUGUCGGGUCCAUCUGCGGUGGAUAUUGCUUCCCGUGUGUUUAAACCAAUGAGGAAAAAGAAGAAGAAAAAUAAAAAUAAGGGUGGAGGAUUGUGUGCAUGGCAGCCUACUAGCCAUGUUGUGGAUUAUGGGGUGGUUCUCGACAAUGAAGGGAAUGUAAUAGAUGAGGUUUUGGCUUUGCCCAUGUUGGCACCAAGAUCUUACACUUGUGAAGAUGUGGUUGAGCUUCAGUGUCAUGGGAGUGAAGUAUGUCUUACUCGUGUGCUGAGAGCUUGUCUUCAAGCUGGGGCUAGGCUUGCAGAGCCAGGCGAGUUCACUCUUCGUGCAUUUCUUAAUGGACGUUUGGACCUGUCCCAAGCUGAAAAUGUUGGAAAAUUAAUUUCAGCAAAGUCUGUGGCAGCUGCAGAUUCAGCAUUAGCCGGACUACAGGGGGGCUUUGCUUCUUUGGUCAAAUUGUUAAGAACACAGUGUAUUGAGUUGCUUACAGAGAUUGAAGCUCGUUUAGACUUCGAUGAUGAGAUGCCACCGCUGGAUCUGAACCUAAUUAUGGACAGAAUUCAUGUCAUGUUGCAAAAUGUGGAGAAUGCGCUGGAGACAGCCAAUUAUGACGAGCUCCUGCAAUCUGGAUUACAGAUAGCAAUUGUUGGCCGUCCAAAUGUUGGGAAGUCAAGCCUUCUCAAUUCAUGGAGCAAAAGUGAGAGGGCAAUAGUUACAGAAAUUGCUGGAACCACCCGAGACGUUGUUGAAGCUAGUGUUACAGUUUGCGGUAUCCCUGUGACCCUACUUGAUACAGCAGGUAUCAGGGUCACUGAAGACAUAGUUGAGAAGAUUGGUGUAGAGAGAUCUGAAGCAGUUGCUAUGGGUGCUGAUGUCAUUAUUAUGACAGUAAGUGCUUUUGAUGGAUGGACUUCAGAAGAUACUGAACUUCUGAAUAAGAUUGAAUCUAACAAGAAAUCAGUUGGAUCUCCAGCACCAAUGGUCCUCGCAAUUAACAAAAUAGACACCGCUUCAUCCUUAUGCAUGGAAUGGGUUGAUAGAUACAACAAUUCUUUCGCAAAGCAUGUCUUCACUUGUGCUGUUACUGGUCAAGGAAUACAAGAUUUGGAGAUGGCAAUUUCAGAGAUUGUGGGUUUGAACAGAAUACCUGCAGGGGGGCGGAAAUGGACUGUGAACCAGAGACAAUGCGAGCAGCUUGUGCGGACCAAGGAGGCACUUGCAAGGUUGAAAUCAUCGAUAGAGGAUGAAAUGCCUCUGGACUUUUGGACAAUUGAUUUGCGUGAUGCUGCAUUGGCACUUGGUCAGAUAAGUGGAGAAGACAUCUCUGAAGAAAUCUUGUCCAACAUUUUUGGCAAAUUCUGUAUCGGCAAAUAGAUGAGACAAUAUUUUUGCUUGUACAGGCUUUCAACACAAUUAUUGUCUACUGCAACUUUCAUAUAAUGUUUCUGUAGCUCUUGUAAAAAUACUGUCUUGUAAUGUUCACGAACUGUGUUAUCUCCUU
Messenger RNA from Jatropha curcas, 1880 nucleotides. Its product is annotated as tRNA modification GTPase. Gene Ontology annotation, biological process: tRNA wobble uridine modification; tRNA methylation. Gene Ontology annotation, cellular component: cytosol; cytoplasm. Gene Ontology annotation, molecular function: GTP binding; protein binding; GTPase activity. The record is from RefSeq and is a predicted model, not a curated record. NCBI's taxonomy places the organism in Eukaryota, Viridiplantae, Streptophyta, Magnoliopsida, Malpighiales, Euphorbiaceae.